This is a messenger RNA of Cuscuta campestris, 829 nucleotides long. NCBI's taxonomy places the organism in Eukaryota, Viridiplantae, Streptophyta, Magnoliopsida, Solanales, Convolvulaceae. The record is from the annotation of a GenBank genome assembly.
ACCCCUGCCAUUUUUAUUAAAAAAAUCCAAUAAUCGGAGCCCAACCCAAUCCCGCGGCGGGCUUAGAAAGGACCGCUUUUGAAGUGUGUCGUGAGUUGGCAGUCUUCUUUUCCCUUUUAUUUUAAAGGGCAAAUUAAGCUUUACUUAAUCGUUAAGACUCGUGAAGAAGAAGAAGAAGGAAGACAGGUAUUAUAUAUCCACCCUCAGAUCUCGGUAUGUUUUUUCUCCAAUCGUCGUCUCUCUAUCACUGUAAUUAAUUUCUAAGAUCUCGAUUCAUCUUCUCCUUCUCGAUCGUUUUUUUGUGGUUCUGUUGAUUUUCAUUACUGUAACUUUAAUUAGUUGCUGGAAGAUUGAUUGAUUAAUGGCUACGGGUGCACCGAGCUGGGCAGAUCAAUGGGGCGAAGAAGACAACCCUGAGAAGAAGAUGGAGCAGAAGAAGAAGAAGAAGGAAGCUCCGUUUUCUGCGAAAUUCAAAGAUCUGAUGGCCGAUACGACUCAGAAGAGCAAAGAUGCGGCUUCAAAGGCCGUCAGGUUUGUCAAGAGCAAAUUGCCAUCGCCGAAUAAGAAGAAGAAUUCUACUUGAAGAAGAAGAAGAUGAAGAAGAUGGGGGGAUGAUCUGAUUCUACUGCUGAUAUAAUAAGAUUGAUAUUGUGUUUGUGUAAUUAAUUAAUUAAUUUGCCUCUUCCGUUUGAAUUUUGAUACUCCAUUGUCAAUGGUCCUUUCAAGAUUAUUAUCGCUCCCAAUUCACUUUUAUCGGAUGAAUUAACCUAGGGUACAUGGAUAACCCAUAAUACACCAAACACACAAAAUGUCGCACAGACAUUUUGUG